Messenger RNA from Condylostylus longicornis, 1796 nucleotides. RefSeq names its product coagulation factor X-like. The transcript has 3 exons. Gene Ontology annotation, molecular function: serine-type endopeptidase activity. The record is from RefSeq and is a predicted model, not a curated record. Lineage: Eukaryota; Metazoa; Arthropoda; Insecta; Diptera; Dolichopodidae. Bases 159 to 1751 code for a protein of 530 amino acids. Gene Ontology annotation, biological process: proteolysis.
GGAAUAUUUUUAUUAAUUUUAUUGUUCCAAUUUUAAUAUUAUUGCAAUUUAUUAAAUAUUCAAAUACAAAAUCAUGUAAUCAUGAUAAUUUAUUUCGAAUUGGAUUAAAAACAUUUUGUGAAUCAAUUGAAGAAAAUUCUAUAUCUUGUUUAGGUGAUAUGGCACCAAUUAAAAAAGCUUAUAUUCGUUGUACAAACGGUUAUCGUAAUGACAAUAAUAUAACAGAACAAAUUAUUUAUUGUAUGGAUAAUGGAGAAUGGAAUGAACAACCAAUUAAAUGUACAGCUGAUUGUAUUCAUAUUGAUGAAAAUGAAUUUAAAUUAAUGGAAAAUCAAAAAGAAUAUUUAAUUUCAAUAGUUGAUAUUAUUAAGAAAUUAUCAAAUGGUGAAAAAAUAAAGAUAACUAGUGGUAAAAUAAUUUCUGAAAGAGAAAUUUUAGCAGAAUGUCAUUAUUUUGAUAGUACAAAUGUUGAUGAUUUGAGAAUAAAGAUGAUGUCUGAUGUUAAAGGAGAUUAUAAAGAGAAAAAAAUUGCUAGUCUUUCAAGGGUAUCGGGAACUAAAGAUGAUAUUUGUAUUUUAAACCUUUAUUAUAAUGAUUACUUAAAAUUUAAUGAAAAAUUUAAGCCGAUAUGUAGUGAUCUUACUUUAUCACGUUCAAAAGAUUUAAAAAGUAAAUUCUUUCAACGUAUUAUACCAAAAGGUAAAUGUUUUAUACCACGUCCAUAUGAUUCUAGUAUUGAAUAUCAAUGUUUUGAAAGUAAAAUGGAUUCAAAUUCAAUUUUGUACGAUGUGAAAUGUUUAAAAUAUUCGGAAAAAGUUAUAAAACGUUGUCAAAUUGGUUAUCAAAAUAAAAAAUAUAAUGAAAAUGGAUUAGAUCGAUUAGAUACUUGUAUAUCUGGUAAUUGGUUAAAUGAAUCUAAUGAAAAUGGAGAUGAUUGUGAAUUAAAAUGUAAUAGUGAUAUAAAUCCAUCAAAUAUUGAUUUAAAUGAUGUUAUAAAAGCACCAUGGCAUGUAGGAAUUUAUUAUAAUGCAACGAAUGGUUUGGAUAAGAAAGAAAUUGAACAAAUAUGUAGUGGUACACUUAUCCACUUGAAUAUUGUAAUUUCAGUUGGUAGCUGUUUUAAUAAAACAAAUAAUAUAAAAAAUUAUCGUAUUGGUGUUGGUAAAAAAUUUUAUAAUGAUAAAAUAGAGGAAUAUGAACAAUAUGCUGGUAUUAAAGAAUGGCAUGUUCCUUUACAAUAUGAAUCAGAGCCAGAUCAAUAUGAUAUAUCCAUUAUAAUUCUUGAUAAUUAUUUACAUUAUACAUCGUACGUUAAACCAGCUUGUAUUGAAUGGAAAUCUUAUAAAAAUUAUGAUAUUGAGAAAGGAACAUUAGGAGUAGUUGCCGGUUGGAGUAUUUUAAAUAUUACAGAUUCUUCAAGUAAAAAAUUUUAUGAAACAAAUGUGGAAAUUGUUGAUAAUAAACAGUGCCAAAAAGCUAUUGAUGAAUAUUUUCAAAUUGAAAGUUUCAAUAAUCAAUUUUGUGGUAAAAAUAUUAAUGGAUCAGUAAAUUGCUUAAGUGAUAAUGGUAGUGGAUUAAUUUCAAAAAGAAAAAUUGAAUUUGCUGAUCAUUAUUUUUUAAUUGGUAUUCUUACAGUAGAAAACGAUAAAAAAAAUAAUUGUUUAGAAAAUUCACACACAUCUUUUAUAAAUCUGCAAUACUAUCAAGAUUUUAUUAAAUAUGUAAUUACAGAAAGUAGAAAUUCGAUGUAACAUCAUAUUAUGUAAGUUGUUGUAUAUGAAUAUAUUAUUGUUAUA